CCCCUCCGUGUGUUAAUACAGAGAGAAGGGAGGAGAAGCGUUAGCGCUAGCAGCUUUUUCAAACACAAACAUAUUUCAAUAUCGCGCUCUGAACCUCUUUUUCCUCCUGAGAACCUGGACCGCAGUACCUGGACAUUAUUUACGUUUCCUUUCACCUGGAUUUUGUCGGUGAAGGCGGCUGGAAGCAGCAGAAGCCGCGGGAGUGAGACUGAGGGAAGAAAAGCGGCCUGUUUUGUUCCUGAUCUCAGGAGCCGCAGCUCGCGCGCCCGGUCCAACACAUCUCACCGUUUUUCUGUUUUUCCUCUCUUUAUCUGGUGUUUUUUUUGCUGUUUUGGGGAUUUAAUGGCAUGCAUUUUGUGCCCGUGUGUUCUGUGAGCGAGUCGGCGGUGCUGCUGGUUAACGAGCGGAACCGAUUUUCGGCGCUUUUGGAGAACUUGUAGAAAAAGCGGCCUGUUUUGUUUUGCAGAGCCGCGGCGCCAUGAACAAUAACACACACCGAGCUUAACGAGCUUCAUCUGCUUCCGCUCUCCGGUGUGUACGAGAAACCUCGGCUGGAGUGUGGGAAAUAAUCCGAAGCUGUGUGUGUGUGUGAAGCAGAGUACAGGAUCCGGAGAUCCUGGCGGUUUGAAUUCGGCAGCUCUGGUUCUGCUGCACGCGCUGCUGCCGUGACUUCCUGCGCUCCAAAAAUCUCAUGGCAGUAUAAACAAGCUGUCUUUUUUUCUGCACCACAAAUCGGAUGUAUUUGGGACGCAACCGGAGCGCGUGCACUGCAUUUCUCCGGUGAUGAUGAUUAUUUUUGCGUAUUUCCUGCCAUGGAAGCGAGAGAGCGCGUGCACGGCGUAGCGUCUGUAACGGCGGACGUGCUAUGUGUGGAGGAGAGACGUUUCUGCGCCAUCCCGCCGCACGUGUGAAGAUUUUAAUAUCGAACUGACCGUGCAGACGUUGUGCAUUAAUUACGCGCCCGAGCACACUUUCUGAGCUCCUCAUCAUUAUAUCAGAGAUUUUGUGUGUGUGUGUGCGCGCGCGCGCGCGUUUCCCCGAUCCUGAACCCCCCUCCCUCCCCCCUGUGCGGACAUGAACCCAGUAAACGCGACGGCUCUGUACGUGUCCGCGUGCCGCUCGGUGCUGCGCUGCGACCCCCGGGACCCGCAGGCUUUAUCCGAGCUCUACAAGCUGCUGCCGUUCUUCAGACAGUCCCUGUCCUGCCUGGUGUGCGGGAAUUUGCUCCAGGAUCCAAUCGCUCCCACCAACUCCUCGUGCCAGCAUUACGUCUGCAAGACAUGUAAAGGGAAGAAGAUGAUGAUGAAGCCAUCGUGCAGCUGGUGUAAAGACUACGAGCAGUUCGAGGAGAACAAGCAGCUGUGCAUUCUGGUGGACUGUUACAGGAAGUUGUGCGAGUACAUCAUGGGUUCUCCUCUUGCUCGGCACAUUUCUAGCGAAGUGGACGGAGCCCCGGACAUCGUGGCUCUGCUGAACGAGGGUCUCUCGUCGGACAAGACGGGAGACGAGGGUUUCUCACCAAACCUGGCACAGCACUCGCCUGCUCCCUCGAGCUUGGACACGCCUCCCGAUGAACUCCAGUUCCCAUGCUCUUCAGAGAUCAAGCAGCAGCCGCCGAGCCCACUGGGAUUGAACGGCCUUCAGGACUGUAACGGCUUGAGUGGCAUGGACGAGCUGACGGCCGGCAUGCCCUCGCCUCACGCCAGCGUGACGGUGGAGAUGGGCAGUGAGGCUGUGAAGCAGGAGAACUUCAGCAGUGAGAUUCCGGUGUGCGAGGCCGGAGAGGAGCUUUGUGCCCCCGGUAUGGAUAUGUGUGAAUUUGGAGAGGAUAUAAAACAUGCAGGCGGGACUCUCUUACUGAGCGUGGAGGAGGUGCUUAGGACUCUGGAACCUGAUCCUGUUCCUCAGGUGGAGAGUUCUGCUAUUCUCCAGCCGAGCCUCGGGGCUUCGGGGAAUAUGAAUGGACCCUUCGGAUGUUCUGCCGCCUCAGCCGAUGCUUCUCGACCACUUCCCUCGCUUCCCCUGGACUCCGCCGGGGUGUCUGCUCCACAGCAUCCUCAUCACAACCCGCAGCCAUCCUCCGGAAUUUCCUGUUCCGCCAUAACUCCCAGAGUUCCACGAUCGAACCGCAAACGCUCGCGUUCUGAAAGCGACAGCGAGAAGAUCCAGCCCCUGCCUAUCUCCACCAUCAUCAGAGGGCCAGCUCUUGGUGCCUCGGUGCCCGUUUCUAUAAAGUGCGAACCUAAAACUUUGACGCUUGCCCCGCCCAACGUGGCCGUUCCAAACGGCGGAGGACUUCCCAAAGUGGGCAAAGCUCUGAUAGUGCCCAAUAAACCCGUCAAAAAGAGUAUCGAGCAACACGGACCUAAAAAGGCGUACGCAAAGUCCAAACAGAGUGCCCCAAAAACGAAAGACAAGGCGAAAGAGCGACUGGUGAAUAAUCCUCUCGUGCCGGGGAGUCCCACCAAGGUAGUGUACAAGAAACCACAGGAGAAGAAGGGCUGUAAAUGUGGCAGGGCCACUCAAAACCCAAGUGUUCUUACGUGUCGGGGUCAGCGCUGCCCCUGCUACUCCAACCGCAAGGCCUGUCUGGACUGCAUAUGCCGCGGCUGCCAGAACUCCUACAUGGCCAACGGCGAGAAGAAACUGGAAGCGUUCGCGGUGCCGGAGAAAGCCCUGGAGCAGACGAGGCUCACGCUGGGCAUCAAUCUCACCAGCAUCGCCAUGAAGAACGCUGGCGGCAGCGGGACCCCCGGCACGCUGAACAUCCCCUCGGCGGCGGGUUCGCCAAUGGCGUCGUUCCUGGCGGCCGGGCCUCACGAGGACGAGGCGUUGGACAUGAGGUUUGACUGUUGAGCCGCGCACGAUGCUCUGGCGGUCACGUGAACCCAAAUUCCAGCCCGGCUCGCUCGCGUCCCGGGGACGAGCCGGCGGAGUCGUCAAUAAGGCAGCUACUGUGAUUCUUUUCCAGUUCAUGUUGUUGAAUUAGUCGUUGCUGAAGCCUGUGCCUAUAAAUCACUUGUAACAUUUUUCUUUUUUAUUAUUUUAUUUGUCUUACACACUAUUGUGACUUGAGAGUCAUGUUACUGUAAGUUGAUGGAAUUCUGUUGUUUUUUUUUUGUUCCAUUUCGGUACAAGUGAUCUAUACGGCAUGAACUUUAGCAAAGAGAUGCCUGACCUCGUUGUUGAGGGUCAUGUUAUGUGGACUUGUGGAUGAUUUUCAGUUUGUAGGCUAGAUGACCAGACCUGUUGGAUGAAAUGGUACCUGCUACGUCAGUAGAGACUGGUUGUAUUUAUAAGCUUUUUUGUACAUCGACUUAUGAACCCCAAUUUAAAGUACAUUUUAUGAUAUUUUUUAAGUUACAUUAACAACAUUUGCAGUAUUUAUUGGGCAUCACUUAACAUAGAUUACAGGCCAUCUAGGGCUUCAUCAGGAUUUCUACAGAUGCAAUUCACUGAGAUGCAGUAUGUUCGGUUUCUGUCUAAAUUAUGUUGCGGUCCUGUUUGUGCUAGUUUAUGCUGUCUAAAACUGUUUUUUUUCCUUUGGGCAUUUAAAAUACCUGUAAUAUAAAUGUAACAUAUUUCCACAAAAAAAUCAGAACCUG
Messenger RNA from Hemibagrus wyckioides, 3605 nucleotides. RefSeq names its product MSL complex subunit 2b (gene msl2b). The record is from RefSeq and is a predicted model, not a curated record. The coding region runs from base 1075 to 2856 and encodes 593 amino acids. Gene Ontology annotation, molecular function: ubiquitin protein ligase activity. The transcript has 2 exons. Lineage: Eukaryota; Metazoa; Chordata; Actinopteri; Siluriformes; Bagridae. Gene Ontology annotation, cellular component: MSL complex.